AUGUAAAAGUAUUUGGUUGACUAGAUUAUAGUUUUCUUUUUAAUCUUAUUAGUCUGCAAUUAUGAAUAAACAUCAGGUUAUAUUAUUGCUAUUCCUUUUAAAUAUUUUUAAUGGAGCUUUUGGAGCAUUAUUAUGAAAUUAUAUUAAUAUUUUACAGACCUAAUUUAUAUACAUCCAAAUAAUAUUAUACACACAUAACUGAAGUAUAAAUCUAUUUCGAAAAUUUAGAAUAUUAUUUAAAAAUGAACUUAGCUUAAAUUUAGAAAGGAACUAGAGCAUAUCUAUGAUUUAUAAUAUUGAAAAUAUUUUUUUAUCAAUUUAUCAACUUUUAAGAUAAAUUACAAUGAUAAAUAGGAGAAUAAAUUGA
Messenger RNA from Paramecium primaurelia, 367 nucleotides. Lineage: Eukaryota; Ciliophora; Oligohymenophorea; Peniculida; Parameciidae. The record is from the annotation of a GenBank genome assembly.